This is a messenger RNA of Phragmites australis (common reed), 452 nucleotides long. RefSeq names its product pumilio homolog 3-like. The coding region runs from base 26 to 400 and encodes 124 amino acids. The record is from RefSeq and is a predicted model, not a curated record. Gene Ontology annotation, cellular component: cytoplasm. NCBI's taxonomy places the organism in Eukaryota, Viridiplantae, Streptophyta, Magnoliopsida, Poales, Poaceae. Gene Ontology annotation, molecular function: mRNA binding. Gene Ontology annotation, biological process: post-transcriptional regulation of gene expression. The transcript has 2 exons.
GCACAUCUUGGAGCAUGCAGGACCAAUGGAGCGAUGCAUUGUUGUGAUGAGAUUCACUCGACGGGUUGUGCAGAUGAGCUAUCACAACUUCACCUGCAAUGUGAUCGAGAAGUGCCUGACCCACGGCAGCUACCAGGAUCGGCAGCUGGUCACGAACGAGAUCCUCGCCGCCGGUGGUGGCCAUAACUUCGACCAUCUGGUGGAUAUGAUGCUGAACCCUUACGCCAACUUGGUGAUCCAGAAGAUGUUGGUGACGGCGGAUGAGUGGCAGGUGAGCGUGAUCGAGGAGGUGGCGCGGCGCAACCUGGGCAAGCUGAUGAGCUGCUCCCACGGCAAGCAAGUCAUCUCCACCAUCCAGAGCGUCUUCACCGCGAGAGGUACCUGUGUCCCUCCCUCCUAGGAUAUUUAACGAUUAACUUGCACUGACGACAUGCAUGGCCUGUGUUGUUGCA